Camellia sinensis is the source of this 1044-nucleotide messenger RNA. NCBI's taxonomy places the organism in Eukaryota, Viridiplantae, Streptophyta, Magnoliopsida, Ericales, Theaceae. The record is from RefSeq and is a predicted model, not a curated record.
AUGACUCGCCACUGCGCAAAGCUGAUGAUAUCCCUCUGCCAUUCCCCCUCCUCCUCCUCCUCCUCCUCCUCCUUAUUUCUUCUGUUUCAUUCUCUCUCUAACACCACCACAUCCACAAGCCCUACUUCUGCUGCUGCUGCUGCUGCUGCUGUAAUACCCAAUCAAGGAGUCAAACCUAAAGCCUUACCCAAACAACCAUGCAAUUUGGGUCCCAAUGAUCUUCAAUCUGCUUUGAUUUCGUUCAAUCGCAUGCUCCAAAUGCGACCUUUGCCCCCCAUUUCUCAAUUCAACAAAGCGUUAGGGCCUAUUACCAAAAUGGGUCAUUACGACAUCUCUCUUUCUCUUAUUCUCAACAAGCUGCUACACUUCCAGGGCAAUCAGCUCAAUAUCUACACCUUCAACAUUGCUAUUAACUAUAAAACCCCUGAAGCUGUAGAGUUAUUUGAGAAAUUAAUCACAACUAGAGAAAUUGAACCCAACGUGGUUAUGCAUGGAACCAUUGUUAAUGGGCUUUGCAGAACUGGGAACACUAUCAGGGCUGUUAGUUUGCUUAGGAUAAUGGAAGAGGGAAGUUGUAAACCGAACACCGUAGUGUAUAGCACGAUUAUUAACAGUCUUUGCAAGGAUAGAAUGGUGGAUGAUGCUGUCAAGCUCUUUACAGAAAUGGAUGAAAAAGGCAUUCAUCGAGAUGUUAUCACUUAUACGUCUUUGAUUCAUGGCCUAUGUAAUUUCGGUCGGUGGAAAGAGGCUACCGAAAUGUUAAGAGAAAUGUUUGACAGUGGUAUUGCUCUGAAUGUUCAUACAUUUAAUGUGUUGAUGGAUGCAUGUACCAAGGAAGGGAAGAUGAACAAGGCAGAGGGGUUACUUAAAGUCAUGAUACAAAGAGGUGUGGAUCCUCAUGUAGUCACAUACAAUACUCUAAUGAAUGGAUAUAGUUUUCAAGGCCACAUGGAUAAAGCAAUCAGAGUGUUCGAUACCAUGGUGGAUAGGAGCAUUCACCCUAAUAUUUUUAGCUAUAACAUUCUGUGGGGAUAUAUUUUUUGA